GACCAAAUUCCAGCAAUGUGCUUACCAGCAUUCCCAGAGCAAGGUAUAUCUGAUUAUACCAUGGCUUCUAAUGGAAAAGACACAACUAUGGCAUCCCCAGAGCAUGGGGAGGAAGAGCAACAGAAUGUCUUGAGGAGGGUGGCCAGUCUACCUUUAGUCAACUCUGCCUAUGAUCUGGCUGCCACUGCCUAUGCUUCCACCAAGGAGAGCCAUCCCUAUGUGAGGUCCAUCUGUGACAUGGCAGAGAAGGGAGUGACCUCCAUAACCAGUGCUGCAGUUAGCAGUGCACAGCCAGUUGUAACUAAACUUGAACCUGAGGGGACAACAGAGGAGGAGUGCGUUUCUGAAGUACCUGACAAAGUGGAGGAGAAUCUACCAGUCCUUCAACAGACUGCUGAUGAGGCUACAUCUGAGACACAGGAGUUGACCUCUGUCAGUCUGGAAGAGGUCAAGGAGACCAUGAUCAGAGUGGUAGAUAUGACCAAAGAGGCUGUGCAGGACAGUAUGAAGACCACCAAAUCAGUGGUAACUGACAGCAUGAGCACAGUUGUGGAAUCAAGAAUGGGCCAAUUGGCCAUAAGUGGAAUGGAAGCAGUCCUGGAGAAAUCUGAAGAGCUCUUGGAUCACUAUCUUCCCAUGACAGAUGAUGAACUAGCUGAACUUGCUGAAUCUGUGGAAGGGGCUGAAGUGUCUUCAGCACAACCACAAGAGCAUCGGAGUUACUUCGUGCGUUUAGGUUCCCUGUCAACUAAACUUCGCCAACGUGCCUACCGCUACUCCCUAAACAAGAUGAGACACACCAAUCAAAGCAUCAGAGAGGCUCUUUCCCAGCUUCAUGAAACCAUGGGACUGAUUGAAUACCUUAAGCAAGGGGUUUCUCUCCAAGAAGUCCAGGAGAAGUUCCAUCACAUAUGGCUGAGCUGGAAUAGAGAGCAGCCAGAAAGCAGUGAAAUCAAGGAUCUGGCAAAACCAGAGAUGGAGUCUGAGACCCUGGCUAUGUCCCGCAGCAUUAUCCAGCAGCUGCAGGAUGCCUGCCAGAUGCUAGUAGCCAGCAUUCAAGGUCUCCCCACCAACUUUCAGGAUAAGGUGAAACAGAUGUAUCACAACAUGGAAGAGCUUCAUGCAUCCUUCUCCACUGCCCAUUCCUUCCAGGAUCUCUCCAGCAGCCUCCUAACCCAGAGCCAGGAGAUGGUGACCAAGGCCCAGGAAUAUGUAGAUGAGCUGAUGGCAUACGUGAUGGAGACUACUCCUCUGUCUUGGGUUGUGGGACCCUUCAUCCCAUUGGGUAAGGGGUCUGCAGACGCCAUUGAACCAGAAAACCAAGAAAAUGAGGCUUCAGAAGCCUGCAAGUCUAAGGAGGCCCUGUGACCUAGAAACCUGAAACUUCAACUGCUAAGGAAGAAAGCACAUUCAUUCGGUCUUCCUUCUGACUUGAUGUGUACUAGCAUAUAUCGAAGACACCAGUGGCUAUUACUCAUCUGCACUGUGCCUAAAUCUCUCCUAAUGUCUGGAGGUGUUGUGUGACUGCUAUAAUGUAGAUCACUUCUCAGCUCAGAUACUACUUGUUUGUGUUAUCACUGUCUUCAAAAUAAAAUGUCACUUCAUUUGAA
Messenger RNA from Gopherus flavomarginatus (Mexican gopher tortoise), 1610 nucleotides. Its product is annotated as perilipin-3-like. Gene Ontology annotation, cellular component: lipid droplet; cytosol. The record is from RefSeq and is a predicted model, not a curated record. Lineage: Eukaryota; Metazoa; Chordata; Testudines; Testudinidae. Gene Ontology annotation, biological process: positive regulation of triglyceride storage; lipid storage. The coding region runs from base 16 to 1368 and encodes 450 amino acids. The transcript has 8 exons.